Molecule: messenger RNA, 1287 nt
Organism: Danio rerio (zebrafish)
Lineage: Eukaryota; Metazoa; Chordata; Actinopteri; Cypriniformes; Danionidae
Source: RefSeq, a predicted model, not a curated record
AUGGGUGUUGGGGAAAUGGGUGUCGCUAUGGUAAUGUCAAUCAGAAUGACUCCUCCCCUUCCUCUGAUCUUCCUUCUCAUUGUUCACGGAGGUUCAAGUACUGAAUGGAAUGUUAAAUACAGUCCUUCACACAUCUGUGCACUGAAGAACUCAUCAGUGACAAUGAGCUGCACUUAUACAUACCCUGCUGGACAUCAGAUCAAGAAUGUGUUUUGGACCAAAACGACAGAUAAAAGGGAUGAUGAAGAGUUUCCAGAUCUGUCUGUGGACCCUGAAUACAGUCAGAGGCUUCAGUAUCUGGGAGAUAAUCAGCAGAACUGCACCGUCAGACUGAGUCAUGUGACAAAGGAAGAUGAACGCAUGUAUUAUUUCAGAUUCAUUACUGAUAAAAAUGGCAAAUGGAUUGGUAAAAUUGGAGUGCGUCUCUCUGUCACAGAUCUUCAGCUGGAGUCUCCUGAGAGAGUGACAGAGGGAGAUUCAGUCCGUCUGACAUGUAGAAGCAGCUGUAAACUGACUGACACACCAACAUUCAUCUGGUACAGAAACUCACAGAGAUUGACUGAGAAAACUAUUGAAAAACUCAUCCUUGAUCCAGUGAGAAGAGAAGAUGCAGGCAGAUAUAGAUGUGCUGUACAUGGACACACACUCACAUCACCUGACAUAAAUCUUAAUGUCACCUACCCACCCAGGAACGUCUCAGUGUCCAUUAAUGGAUCUGCUGAAAUAGUGUCUGGAGAUUCAGUGGGUCUGAUGUGCAUCAGUGACUCAAACCCUCCUGCUCUGAACUUCAGCUGGUUUGAGGAGAAUCAAAGCUCAGCUGUUGGAUCUGGACAGAGUUUCAGUGCAGUACAGAGUGGACGCUUCUACUGUGAGGCUCACAAUCCACAUGGAGCUCAGAGAUCAGACGCAGUCACUGUCACUGUUAAAGGUCCUCCAGUGCUAUUCUACAUCUCCAUUGGGGUGGUUUGUGGAGCUGCGGUUUUCAUCACAAAGGGGAUCAUUUGGGGAAUCAGGAGGAUGAAGGAGAGAAAAGCCAAACAACAGCAGAAUCCUUCCAGACAUCAGGAUGACAAACGUAAAGCUUGUGAUGUUGAUUUAAAUCAGCCUGUGUAUGAGAAUGCUACAGCUUUUCAAAUCAACAAAUGUGAACCUGAACUGGACUCUUCUGUGUAUGAAAACCUUCCAAGCCAAGAGAGGAUCAUCCUAGCGGCUCCCCUGGGCCCAAUUGGACCUUGUAAAAGGCAAAUGGCCAAAACAGAUCAACUGGAGCUUGAGAAGAUGUCAUGA